GCACGUUCAAGUUGGCUGCAAAAUUUCCCAUGCCUACCGUUGCGGACGAAAUCUCGAAUGUCAUCUUGCCGGCCAUCAAGGCAACCGCAAAGGUCAUCCUCCUUGCCGCGGUCGGUGUGGCUGCAAAGCGAUUAGGCAUUCUGAACUCGGAAACAUCCACCAGACUUUCAAAGCUUGUGCUCAACUUUGCCGUUCCAGCGUUGACUUUCGUCUCCAUCGCUCAUGCCAUCACAUUUGAUAACAUCAAGGAGCUUUGGCCACUGCCGCUUUUUGGAUUGCUCUACAUUUGCCUCGGGAUGGCUUUCGGAUGGAUUAUUUGCCGCAUUUGUCGGUUCCCAAAGGCCAUCCGGAAUCUUGUGAUGGUUUGCUGCGCGUUUGGGAAUUCCCAGACCAUUCCGCUGGCGCUGGUGUCGUCGCUGGCGCACUCGGUGGCUCAGCUCAAGCAGAGUGAUACCGACACGCCCGCGGCUAUUAUCGCGCGUGGUACGUCGUACAUUAUGCUGUACACGCUGAUUGGAACCAUUCUUCGAUGGUCGUUCGCCUACAAGCUGCUCAACCCGUCGCCGCAAACGCGAGCAGACGAACUCGAGCGGCAACAUCGAUUAACCCACCGACUGUCGGUGGACCAGAUUGCCACUCUGGAUGGCCACCCGACAGUUCGCCCAUCGGGCACCGAAUCCGUAGCUGCCGUUCACGGGAGUGUGGACGGGAGCGAUGACACGCCGGCUGUUCCCGACCGACUCAGCCCGUCGAACAGCCGCGAUCUGCUCAUCCAAACGCUCGAGAUACACUCAGCCGUGGGUAGCUCACAGCCAUCGACUCUUCUAGCUGCUGCUGCAUCUGUUCCUACGACGCCUCCUGCCUCUGUGCGUGCCAGAAUUGGUUGUGCUUUCCGCCGCGUCUUGUCAACAUUCACUCCUCCGGUUUGGGCCAUCGUGUUGGGCUUGAUUGUCGCGGUGGCUGCGCCCCUCAAGAACGCCUUCUUUCCAGCAGAAACAGCAUCGAGCUCGACCCCACCGCUUGACUUUCUUGCAGAUACACUCCAGACGCUGGGCAACGUUGUUGUUCCGGCAAUCAUGCUGAUUCUCGGAGAGCAACUCUCGCGCGGGCCGUUGCAACUGACGUACAUCCAAUGGCAUCGAAUGUGGUCGUGCUGCAAAAAGCCGCACAAGCGAGCGUUUUCUCAAGGCAGCCUCAAAUCGCGCAUGCAAACGUGCUGGAAUUCUUGCUGGAACCGCGAUCGACAGCAACACAACUCUGACAACGAACAGCUCACUCUUGUCGAGUCUUCCUCGUCAUAUUCAGUCAUGCAUGAAAAGAUCGGGGGUUUGGAGUCCUCUGCCGAUGUCUGCAUGCCUCCAGAGUCCGCUCAACAACAACAACAACGCAGCGUCAUUACCACUCCGCUGAGUGUGGGCUCCGUCCUCGCCAUCGUCAUUGUCAAACUUGUCAUCCUGCCCGGCAUCGCCAUCCCGCUGACAAUGCUGUUCAACAAGAUCGGACUACUCGGUAGUGAUCCUGUCUUGCACUUUGUUGUGCUGUUGGAGUCGUGUGUUCCGACGGGAAUCAACCUCGUUGUCAUUUGCGCCUCGCACAAUUGGUUGCAACGCGAGCUGACAACAGUGCUGUUCUACCAGUACCUGAUAGCCAUCCUUUCCAUCACUUUGAUGACCACUGGGUUUCUUGUCACAUUGUAGCCUGCCUGCCUUGAAAAAGCAUUUUACAAACCACUGCAUGAAAACAUAAUAGAGCAAACAUUAUGGA
Messenger RNA from Capsaspora owczarzaki ATCC 30864, 1764 nucleotides. RefSeq lists its product as hypothetical. The coding region runs from base 30 to 1697 and encodes 555 amino acids. The transcript has 3 exons. Gene Ontology annotation, biological process: endoplasmic reticulum to cytosol auxin transport. Lineage: Eukaryota; Filasterea; Ministeriida; Capsasporidae. The record is from RefSeq and is a predicted model, not a curated record. Gene Ontology annotation, cellular component: membrane.